Meriones unguiculatus (Mongolian gerbil) is the source of this 2936-nucleotide messenger RNA. RefSeq lists its product as uncharacterized. The coding region runs from base 189 to 2450 and encodes 753 amino acids. Gene Ontology annotation, cellular component: endoplasmic reticulum. NCBI's taxonomy places the organism in Eukaryota, Metazoa, Chordata, Mammalia, Rodentia, Muridae. Gene Ontology annotation, molecular function: GTP binding. The transcript has 6 exons. The record is from RefSeq and is a predicted model, not a curated record.
UCAUGUUCCCUCAGAAGCCUUCUUCAUAGCUCUCAGUUGUAUGGUUUUUCUUCAUUUCUGACCUGUGUCAUUUAUGGGCAUUUGCUGAUUACUGCACACAAAACAGUGACAUGGAACCCACAGUGAGUUCUACCAAAGGCUUUGGGGAGAAGAAAGUGGUGCCAGCCAAACAUUUCUCAUCCUUCUAAAUGUUUUUCUUCAAAAUCCAGAUGCUAUCUCUAAGAAGGAACAGCAGAAUUUACUAUGAGGGACAAGAGGCACCCACCUUGUCUCUAGACACUUGCCGUUGCAGGAAUGAACACAUGAAUGAAGACACAAACACUGAGAGUCUUCUAAGAAGCAUGGGGGGAAGGAAGAUGGCAAGAGAUGAGGAGAGUGCCUAUGGCUCAGAGGAGAACUUGCAGUCCCUGCAGGAGCCCUCACUGAGGCUCAUCCUGGUGGGCAGGACCGGGACUGGCAAGAGUGCCACUGGCAACACCAUCCUGGGCCAGAACUGCUUCCUGUCCAGGCUGGGUGCGGUGCCUGUCACCAGAGCCUGCGCCUCGGCCAGCAGGAGAUGGGCUGGCUGGCGCGUCGAGGUGGUGGACACUCCGGACAUCUUCAGCUUCCAGACCCUGCGAACUGACCCCACAUGCAUGGAGACUGCCCGCUGCCUCUUGCUGUCUGCGCCCGGGCCUCACGCCCUGCUGCUGGUCACCCAGCUGGGUCGCUUCACCUCACAGGACUGCCAGGCGCUGGCUGUGGUGAAGAGGGUGUUUGGAGAGCAGGUGAUGGCGCAGACCAUCGUGGUGUUCACUCGCAAGGAGGACCUGGCAGGAGACUCCUUGCAGGAUUACGUGUGCUGCACAGACAACCACGCGCUGCAGGAGCUGGUGGCCGAGUGCGGGGGCCGCGUGUGCGCCCUCAACAACCGCGCCACAGGCCAGGAACGCGAGGCACAGGCUGAGGAGUUGCUGGGCCUGGUAGCACACCUGGUGAGGGAGCGCGGGGGCACGCACUACUCUAAUGACUUGUAUGAGCUGGUGUGGGCCCUGCGGGGUAGUGACCCACAAGGCCAACUCGCCCAGGUGGCAGAGAAGGUGGCAGCAUGCAGAGAGAAGCCCCUGAGCACCUGGAGGUUAGCUGGGCUGUGGGGAUGGCUGAAGUCCUACAGGAAGGGCUGGAGAACUGGUGUGACUCUGUUCCUGGGUGUGGCCCUCAUGCUCUACCUGCUGUUCUACAGAAAGGUCCAGGCCAUUGGGGACCAGAAUAACAGAUGGUGUGUGCUGCCUCACUGUGGAUUUUCUUUUUCUCCUGCCUCUGGACUCUGGAUUCACGGCACUGCAAGUAGCUGUUCUGUGAGAACAUCGCUCAGCUGGCACAGGUCCUCCACCUGGCUGAAAGGCACCCAUGCUGGUGACUGGAGGCUGAGCACCCUCUGGCUUGGGGAAGAAGGAAUCCUCAACAGUGCAGACUGCCACGUGGAGGCCUGGAGGACCACCAGGGAGCUGCUCUGCUCCUCUCUGGCAGGCACUCAGAAGAGAAUGGAGGGCCUUCAGAAGAGCACAUAUGGAACUAUAGUUGACGGUGGAGGGAAAGCCUACUGUGCUGAAGAGUCCUGCCUGAGGAUCAUCCUAGUGGGCAAAUCUGGUUGCGGGAAAAGCGCCACAGGGAACAGCAUCCUCUGUAGUCCAGCAUUCCAGUCCAGGCUUGGAGCCCAGUCAGUGACCAGAACCAGCCAGGCAGAGAUGGGCACAUGGAAGGGAAGGAACUUCCUAUUGGUAGACACGCCCCCCAUCUUUGAGUCAAAGGCCCGGAACCAAGACAUGGACAAGGACAUUGGAGACUGCUACCUGCUGUGUGCCCCAGGACCCCAUGUGCUGCUGCUGGUGACUCAGCUGGGACGCUUCACAGUCCAGGACACCAUGGCCGUGAGGAGGGUGAAGGAGAUCUUUGGGGCAGGGGUCAUGAGGCACAUGAUUGUCCUCUUCACCCAUAAGGAAGACCUGGUAGAUGAGACCUUGGAUGAGUUUGUGACCCACACUGACAACCAUAGCCUGCGCAGCCUGGUCCAGGAGUGUGGGAGGAGGUACUGUGCCUUCAACAACAGGGCCUCUGGGGCUGAGCAGCAGGAGCAGCUGGCAGAGCUCAUGGCCCUGGUGCAGAGGGUGGAACAGGAAUGUGAGGGUGCCUUCCACAGCAAUGACCUCUUCCUUUAUGCCCGGGUCUUCCUCAGUGAUGGCUACAGUGAGCAGCAGGACCCCUAUAGGUGCUACCUGGCCAAGGUGAGGCAGGAGGUGAAGAAGCAGAAGCGGGUUCUGAAGGAGCAGGAGGGCAGCUGGAUAGCUAAAAUGCUUUACAAAGUCAAGGCCUGCCUGUGCUCCCACCUUGUAGUAUCUGCCUUCAUUAUUAUGUUUGGUUUGACUUUCAUCUUCAUUCUAAUUGCCGUGUAUAUUACCCAUUGGAACUGAGUCUUUUCAUGUGCUUUCAGCCAUCACCCCACUACCCCAAGGUCUGUAUCCGAGCACCUCAGCAGGGUGUUAUGCACUCUGCUUUCAGAUGACUAUUUCAGUGCCCUGAGAUCUGGUUACCACCCUGCCAUGGACACUGUUAUGAAUGUUGAACCAUCUGCCGUACCCAUGUGUGGUAAAGAAUGUUCCAGAGUUACCCCUGAUUGGGAUAAUUGGCACAGAGGCUGGGAGGGUAAGCCGAGUUUAGGGGUUUAUAAUCUCCCAGGCUCAGGUAAAAUAAAUCUAUCUAAAAUGUAUCAGGUGGGGCUGGGAAGAUGGCUCAGUGGUUAAGAGCAUUGGCUGCUUUUCUAGAGGACCUGGGUUCAAUCCCCAGCACCAACAUAGCAGCUCACAUCUGCCUGUAAUGCCAGCUCCAGGCUUCUGACACCCUCACACCACAGGACACCAACAAACACAAAAUAAAGAUAAUAUAUAUAUUAAAGUCUA